Elgaria multicarinata webbii is the source of this 2454-nucleotide messenger RNA. It is a transcript of the gene TMEFF1, whose product is annotated as transmembrane protein with EGF like and two follistatin like domains 1. The record is from RefSeq and is a predicted model, not a curated record. NCBI's taxonomy places the organism in Eukaryota, Metazoa, Chordata, Lepidosauria, Squamata, Anguidae. Gene Ontology annotation, cellular component: plasma membrane. The transcript has 10 exons. The coding region runs from base 1 to 1122 and encodes 373 amino acids. Gene Ontology annotation, molecular function: protein binding.
AUGGCGGCCACCGCCCGGCCCCGGGCCUCGCCCGGCUGCAGCGGCGGCGCCGUGAUCCUGGCGCUGGCCGUGGCGCUCUGCGCUCUGGCCCCUGCCCGGACGUCCAACCCGCUCUCGCCCGCCGCGCCCGCCUCUGACUGCGCCGGCAAAGGCAAGGCGGGCAGCAACUGCUCAGAAUUAAAUGUAAAGGAAUCGGAUGUGAGAGUAUGUGAUGAAUCAUCGUGUAAAUACGGGGGCAUUUGUAAGGAAGAAGGAGAUAGUUUGAAAUGUGCAUGCCAAUUUCAGUGUCAUACGAAUUAUAUUCCUGUUUGUGGUUCAAAUGGAGACACGUACCAAAAUGAAUGCUUCCUCAGGAGAGCUGCUUGCAAACAUCAGAAAGAUAUCACAGUGGUUGCUAGAGGGCCUUGUUACUCAGAUAACGGCUCUGGGUCUGGAGAAGGAGAGUAUGAAGGAUCCGGAACUGAAGUUAAUAGAAAACAUUCCAAGUGUGGAGUUUGCAAGUAUAGGGCUGAGUGUGAUGAAGAUGCAGAAAAUGUUGGGUGUGUCUGCAACAUAGACUGUAGUGGCUACAGUUUUAACCCUGUUUGUGCAUCUGACGGAAGUUCUUAUAACAACCCAUGCUUUGUUCGAGAAGCGUCUUGCCUGAGACAAGAACAGAUUGAUAUCAGACACCUUGGACAUUGCUCAGUCUCCGAUGACACUAGCUUAUUGGGGAAGAAGGACGAUGGAAUGCAGUAUCGGCCAGAUGUGAAAGAUGCAAGUGAUCAGAGAGAAGACAUCUACAUUGGAAAUCACAUUCCUUGUUCAGAGAGUCUCAGUGGCUAUUGCAUCCAUGGGAAAUGUGAAUUCAUUUAUUCCACGCAGAAAGCUUCCUGCCGAUGUGAAUCUGGAUACACAGGACAGCACUGUGAAAAGACGGACUUUAGCAUACUUUAUGUUGUCCCGAGUAGACAAAAGCUCACACAUGUCCUCAUUGCAGCAAUAAUUGGAGCCGUCCAGAUUGCCAUCAUUGUUGCAAUUGUUAUGUGCAUAACCCGGAAAUGCCCAAAAAAUAACAGGGGACGGCGGCAGAAGCAAAAUCUAGGCCACUUUACUUCAGAUACAUCAUCCAGAAUGGUUUAGCGUGAUUUUUAUACCUACAUUGACCAUGUGAUGUACAAUUUUAUUAUCUUUUUUUAAAAGAAUGGAAAUAUUUAUUUCAGAGGCCUUAUUUUUGGACAUUUUUUUUAGUGUAGGUCUGUUUUGUUUUACUCCUGAAAGUAGCUGACAGCUAUGGACUGCUCUAGUAACCUCUCAUUUCAUGAUUUGGAGAAUACGGUAGUUUAUUUCUUGUACUUGUAUCACAUGGUUAUAAUAAUAGACUUGUGCUUUACUCAUGGAAUGUAACAUUUUUGAGAACUGAGACAUUUCACCAAUGGUUGUAGUACAAACAAAUGGAAUCCAUCAUGUUUCCUAGCAAACAAGGCAUGACCUAAGGGUAAAGAUGUUUACAGCAUACUUUUCUUACAAGGAACUAGAAGACACUGUGUUUAAAUACCGUAGAUAUUUAAAUGUUUUUGAAAGUUAGUAACUGACUUUUUUAGACACUGCCAAUCGCAUGAAUCGUGAAGAUGUGUACUUGUGUGUAGUUGUAACAUAUUUAUAAUGGGUUUACUUCAGACUAAGUUAGUUGCACAUAGUUCUCAUUGAAAUCAAUGGGACACGUUUAUUGUGACUUAAAUCCCACUGGUUUUAAUGGAAAAUAAAUGCAACUAGCUUAUAAUGCAAUCCUGUACAUAUCUACUCAUAUGUCAGCCCCAUUGGGUUUGAUAGGAAUUACUCCCAGGUAAGUGUGUAGAGGAUUGCAAUCUUAGUCUGGAUCCAGCCCAAUAUGUACGGAUUGGGUUGGAGCACCACCGUCUUCAUAAAUAUUUGACACUUUAUUUUUAAAUUGUAAAAUAAUAUACAUUUCAUAAUUUGAAAGAUUGCCCAGUAGAGCAGAGGGCAUUUGUCCUGGAGAAACAAGUCUUGGGAGACUUGUGAAUUGUUUUAAAAAAGAGAGUUAUGUUUAAUAAUCAAACUCACAUGAUUGGGAUUAAGCCUGUGUUGGUCGCUGUUUAAAACUGCUUUCAUACUUACUACAGUUUUCUAAAGAAGCUACCUGUUUUCACAUCAACAAAUACAAUUGUAUAGUCUUUGUGAUUAAAAUGCAAAAAAAGAAAAAAAAAUUAAAUACCAUAAAAGAUUUGUGCUCUUGUCUAGAAUAUUUUCAAGAGCUAAGAAUGUGUCUCAUCGAAAUAAAGUCUGCUGGUUGUAGUUAUUAUAUUAAUAGAAUGUUAGUAGUUGUUUGGAAGAUCCAGAGCUAAAAUGUAACUAGGGUGUGUUCCAGCUGUUCAACAUGUAGUUUUAGGCUUUCCAAUUCUGCAUGUAGGAUUUAAUAAUUUGUUCAAUAAAAAGGCUUUCAAUAUUUGAACU